AGCGGAGAAUAUGGAGGCUGUCUUCGAGGACCACGACGGCGACAGCCUUUACCACGCCAGGGUGCCCGUAGCAGCCGGCGAGAGUUUCUACACGGUGAGCCAACUGCCCCAGAGCGCACCCAAAUACCACGCCGCUGACAACAACCAGGCCGACAGCUCCACCACGAGAGUGGUGUCCCUGAAGCAGGUGGCGGAGGAGACGACGGCGACGCCGCUCAUCGUUAGCGCUCGGGCCUCAAUUGAGACCUUUGCGACCGGCGACACGCUUGACUUGAGCGCAGAUGGAAGCUCGAGCUGGAACGAAGACAUGGUCAGUAGUCGCGCCAUUCCGCGACGGACAUGUGGUAACAGAGGUGCAGAACUCCCCACGCGGAGUCUUGCCUUCACGAGCCGCCCAUGACGAGAGGUCCGUCGACGAGAGUCUCGCCCCUCUGCCAACCAGCGAUCGUUUCCCAGAUGUGCGCAUAGCUCUGCAACCUGGUGCAGGC
Molecule: messenger RNA, 488 nt
Organism: Dothidotthia symphoricarpi CBS 119687
Lineage: Eukaryota; Fungi; Ascomycota; Dothideomycetes; Pleosporales; Dothidotthiaceae
Exons: 1
Coding region: 11-400 (129 amino acids)
Source: RefSeq, a predicted model, not a curated record